This is a messenger RNA of Agrilus planipennis (emerald ash borer), 3194 nucleotides long. RefSeq lists its product as uncharacterized. The record is from RefSeq and is a predicted model, not a curated record. NCBI's taxonomy places the organism in Eukaryota, Metazoa, Arthropoda, Insecta, Coleoptera, Buprestidae. Bases 398 to 3145 code for a protein of 915 amino acids. Gene Ontology annotation, molecular function: phosphatidylinositol bisphosphate binding. Gene Ontology annotation, cellular component: membrane. The transcript has 15 exons.
UACGUUUUGUAACUUCUUAUUAAAAUUAUUGUAAUUUCACCCGAUUUGGUUUUAAUAAACGGCUUAAACCCCGAGGAUUGUGUUACCUUCAAAAUUUGAAUUUUAUUCGACAGAUAGUGGGCAAUAAAAUGAUUGUGACUUUAUUUCGGUUACUUCGUUUGAUAUGUUGACAACAUUUUAAUUAUUUUUUGCCUGUGAACAUACUAUGUACACUUGAACCGGUUUUAUAUAGCCAGUAUCUAAUCUUAUCUAUACGUUUAGAGAUGAUUUUUGCCAGAACCUAUAAUUUUUAUUCAUCAAUAUCAAAAAGCAACGUUCCAUUUUUACACAUUUCAAUAUUAGGUUCAAUCUAGUAAAGGCCCAGUAAGUGAAGUUAGUUUUAUAAAUUGCUAUCAAAAUGCGUGUCCUUCCAGAAGACCUACAGAAGAUUGCAGACGAAGAAUUGAACGAAGAUGUCAACAGAAUCCAGGAGGAUUUAAAGCAUAUUAAAGAUUGGAUAUCUAAACAACCCCACUUGAACGCAAGAACAGAUGACCAUUGGUUGUUAACAUUUCUUAGAGGGUCUAAAUUUAGCCUUCAGAAAACGAAAGAAAAAUUAGAUUUUUAUUAUACUGUUAGAGGACUUUGUCCUGAGCUUUACAGUAACCGUGAUCCCUUUUUACCAGAAAUACAAGAUGUAUUAAAAAUGGGUUUAUUUCUGCCUUUGCCAAAGACAACAUCAAAGUCAGAACGUGUAGUUCUAUUGAAACAUAAAAGUCAGGAUCCAGACAAAACAAAAUUGGCAGAUAUCCUUAAAGUCAAUUUAAUGGUUUUGGAUAUUAUUUUAAACGAAGAUGACAAUUUUACUAUAGCAGGAUCUGUUAUAGUGCAAGAUGUGAAAGAUGCAAGUUUGUCAUAUGUAGCCCAUUCGCCGAUAGAUGUGGUGAAGAAGUUUAUCACUGCUGCACAAAAGGGUUACCCAAUGAGAACCAAGGCUCUGUACUUUUUAAACAUUCCAUCGUUUUUUGAGUCAAUGAUGUCAGUUUUCCGGAUGUUUCUAACAGAGAAGAACAGGAAGAGGAUUAAAAUUUUUAAUGAAAAAGAUGUAGAUAAGUUUUAUGAUGAAUUUGAAAGAUCAAUUAUGCCUAACGAAUAUGGAGGUGAUGCAGGUCCUUUCGAUGAUUUGGCAGCUGAAUGGAAAAAAAAAGUCGAGAGUUACCGAGACUGGUUUAUUGAAGAUCAGAAAUUCUGCACCAACGAAAAGAAGAGGCCAGGCAAGCCUAAAACACCUGAUGAACUAUUUGGUGUUGAAGGAUCUUUUCGAAAAUUAAAUAUAACCAAAUUUAAUAAUUUUUUAAUGAAAAUGCGUAAACUUUCUGACGAUCUCCAAAAAAUUGCUUGUGAACAACUCAAUGAGGUUGUCGACAGAAUACCAGAAGAUUUGCAACAUAUAAAGGACUGGCUAGCGAAACAACCGCAUAUCAGUGCAAGAACAGAUAACCAAUGGUUACUAUCAUUUCUUAGAGGAUGCAAAUAUAGCCUCGAAAGAACAAAAGAAAAAAUUGAUUACUUUUAUACAAUACGAGGAAUAUGCCCUGAACUAUUCAAUAACCGAGACCCGUUUCUUCCCGAAAUUCAAGAGGUUUUGAAAUCAGGAACAUUUAUUCCCCUUCCUACGCCUCUUCCCACAGGCGAAAGAGUUUUUCUAAUGAUAGAUAGAGGAGAGAAGAUCAAUAUUACUGAUCAGUUUAAAACCAGCUUAAUGAUAAUGGACAUUUUAUUGAAUGAAGAUGAUAACUUCACUACAGCUGGGAUAGUAUCAGUUCAUGAUUUGAAACAAGCCCUGUUAUCGAAGGUAGUUCAAGCACCGCCAGAUAUUAUUAAAAAGUUUAUGACCACCAAUCAAAAAGCCUACCCCUUAAGGCAGAAGGCGAUGCAUUUUCUUAAUAUACCCUCAUUUUUUCACAGUAUUAUGCCACUGUUUAAUGCAUUUAUUCCUGAAAAAGUACAAAAGAGGAUGAAACUAUAUACAGAAAAUGAUUUAGAAAGGUUCUUUGAAGUAAUUCCAAAAUCUAUUUUACCAAAGGAAUAUGGGGGCGAUGCAGGCCCUGUACAACAGAUAGCUGCUGAAUGGAAGAAGAAAGUGGAGAGCUACAAAGAUUGGUUUGUCGAAGAUGGAAAAUAUGGUACUAACGAGAAGAAAAGACCAGGAAAACCGAAAGUAACCAAAUUUAAUAAUUUUUUAAUGAAAAUGCGUAAACUUUCUGACGAUCUCCAAAAAAUUGCUUGUGAACAACUCAAUGAGGUUGUCGACAGAAUACCAGAAGAUUUGCAACAUAUAAAGGACUGGCUAGCGAAACAACCGCAUAUCAGUGCAAGAACAGAUAACCAAUGGUUACUAUCAUUUCUUAGAGGAUGCAAAUAUAGCCUCGAAAGAACAAAAGAAAAAAUUGAUUACUUUUAUACAAUACGAGGAAUAUGCCCUGAACUAUUCAAUAACCGAGACCCGUUUCUUCCCGAAAUUCAAGAGGUUUUGAAAUCAGGAACAUUUAUUCCCCUUCCUACGCCUCUUCCCACAGGCGAAAGAGUUUUUCUAAUGAUAGAUAGAGGAGAGAAGAUCAAUAUUACUGAUCAGUUUAAAACCAGCUUAAUGAUAAUGGACAUUUUAUUGAAUGAAGAUGAUAACUUCACUACAGCUGGGAUAGUAUCAGUUCAUGAUUUGAAACAAGCCCUGUUAUCGAAGGUAGUUCAAGCACCGCCAGAUAUUAUUAAAAAGUUUAUGACCACCAAUCAAAAAGCCUACCCCUUAAGGCAGAAGGCGAUGCAUUUUCUUAAUAUACCCUCAUUUUUUCACAGUAUUAUGCCACUGUUUAAUGCAUUUAUUCCUGAAAAAGUACAAAAGAGGAUGAAACUAUAUACAGAAAAUGAUUUAGAAAGGUUCUUUGAAGUAAUUCCAAAAUCUAUUUUACCAAAGGAAUAUGGGGGCGAUGCAGGCCCUGUACAACAGAUAGCUGCUGAAUGGAAGAAGAAAGUGGAGAGCUACAAAGAUUGGUUUGUCGAAGAUGGAAAAUAUGGUACUAACGAGAAGAAAAGACCAGGAAAACCGAAAACAUCUGACGAUAUAUUUGGACUCGAGGGAUCAUUUCGAAAAUUGAAUAUAGAUUAAUUACAAAUAGGUAUAAUUAAAAUAUAAUAAAGUGAUUCUCAAAUCUGUG